AUGGAAGCGUUUUUCGAUGAUCAAAACACGGAAACACCUGAUUUUACGAAAACUGCCACGGUAGUGGAAUCGGCUGAAGACGUUAGAGUACCAAAGUUUGCUUCGGAUGCUUUGACUAUCGAUGACCAAACUCACUUGGUGGCCCGUCAGGUCUUUGACAAACGGCUUAACGAUGACGGAAUUUGA
Molecule: messenger RNA, 186 nt
Organism: Cinara cedri
Lineage: Eukaryota; Metazoa; Arthropoda; Insecta; Hemiptera; Aphididae
Source: the annotation of a GenBank genome assembly